GUGAAAUAUUAAGCCACAACUUUUUUGCAAAAGUAUGAGCCGAUCAGCAGCCAUGCAGGGAGUCACUUAGAGCAAGUUGAACAUGCAGAUGUUUGGGAAAGGCAUGUACUGUAGUCGGCAUCACGAGGGUUGUGUGGUUUCAGCAGCUGUCACCAAUUUGUGCCCCAACAAACCUCACGGCGCUCUAUUGUCACUUCAAAUCGGACAAACGGGUGAUAGUUAUGUCCAAUGUCAGCAAUUCUCCUUCCCAGGAGAUGCUACUCUAAACGAGCCUUUUACACCGCGCUCGGUUACCUCCCCGCUUGGAAGGCUUAGCUGUCUUUCCGAAUUCUUUGAGAGUUGACUUCGGCAUAAUCUGACAUGACUACUGCUGUGGAAGACAUCAAUUACGGUUACUGUUAUGCGGUGGAUCACCGCUAACUAUCACAAAGGUUGGUGGACCCAAGUACCCAGCUAAGGGUACCAAGGCUGGACCGGUGGCAACGCUACCUAUCACUGGCCACC
Xylona heveae TC161 is the source of this 504-nucleotide messenger RNA. RefSeq lists its product as hypothetical. The coding region runs from base 83 to 343 and encodes 86 amino acids. NCBI's taxonomy places the organism in Eukaryota, Fungi, Ascomycota, Xylonomycetes, Xylonales, Xylonaceae. The record is from RefSeq and is a predicted model, not a curated record. The transcript has a single exon.